UAUAACUUUCGUGUAGCGACUUGUCGGAAACUCCCACCAGUCAUUCUACUGCAACGUUAUUUCCUGUAACGAUGAUGUGAGAUGAGAUGGUGCAAGUGUGGUUGUAUUUGGAAACGAUUAAACUUGUGUUUACAAUCCUGAGUGGUCAAAGGGGCAUGAAAUAGGGAGAAAUGCGGGACAGGCUAGUUGAACUGGGAGGUGUUGCCACCAAAGUCGUCCAAGAGGAAGACCGAGUGGAUAAUGGUGAAGAUGUGGACAAUGGUGAACUUGAACAGCAGGCGGUGGUGUUUGAGGGCGAAGAUGUCAUGGAUGACAUCUUCAGAGAAGCCCAAUCCAUCCAGAAAGAAAUCACUCAUCUCAGGAUGGAGGUAAAGAGACUGGGCAAACAAAACACUCGCUUUCUCACCUCCGUCAGACGCAUCAGCAGCAUCAAACGCGACUCCAACACAAUUGCAAAGAGCAUCAAAACAAAAGGGGAGAACCUGUAUGCUCGCAUACAGAAGAUGGCUGCACUUUGUAAAGAGUUGGAGGAGAAACAUGGACCUCAAUCAGCUUUGGUCCGUAUGAUACGCUGCCAGUUCGUCUCAAUAACGGGCUCGUUUCACGAGGCUAUGAACGAAUACAACAAGGCUGAAAUGGCGCAGAGGGACAACUGCAAGACUCGCAUCCAAAGGCAAGCGGAAAUCGUGGGUAAAGAGGUGACUGGAGAUCAAAUUGAAGAAAUGAUCGAGACUGGCAAGUGGAAUGUCUUCUCAGACGACUUGCUCACAGAUGGGCGAACCGCUCGCUCAGCGCUCAAUGAGAUCGAGAAUCGCCACAAGGAGCUUCUGGAGUUGGAGAGUCGCAUCCGAGACAUCCAUGAUCUGUUUUUCCAGCUGGCUUUGCUGGUGGAGGAACAGGGGCUCAUGGUGGACAACAUUGAGGCUAAUGUGUGUGCCACAGAGGACUUUGUGGCCAAAGCGACUACGCAAAUAAAGAAGGCUGUGAUAUAUAAGAAGAAAAACCCUUGUCGACAGCUCUUCUGUUGUUGUUUUCCAUGUUGCAAUAAGUGAUUUCAGUGUUCAUGUUGUGCUUUUUCAUUUCACAUGCAUUUACUUAAGCAAUAGCAUAUUAAUUAAACGAACAACAAUCUUAUCUCAAUGUGCAAUUUACCUUCAUGCGUGUUAAGCAUCAUUCUUGUAUUAAAGGGAUAGGUUACCCAAAAAUGAAAAUUCUGUCAUUAUUUACUCCACCUCAUGGAGUUUGAAAAAGUUUUCCUUCCGCAGAGCACAAAAGGAGAUUUUAGGCACAUUGUCAGCAUCUGCCACCAUUCACUUCCAUUGCAUUUCAUUCCAUACAAUAAAAGUAAAUGGUGACUGAGGCUAAGAUUUGGUCUAACAUCUCUAUUAGUGCUCCAUGGGAGGUUUGGAACAACAUGCGAUAGAAUUUUCAUUUUUGUGCAAACUUAACCAAAAGUCAUGUGAUUUACAGUGGCCUAUGUUAACCUGUAUUCUCAUUUGAUAUAAAGAGGACAUUCAUAACCCAUGUCCUGUUGCCAUGUGCUCGAUGGGUGUCACUGAAAAGUUUUGUGUCUUAACCACAGAAGCUGCAAUGCAAAUUAGUCAAAGUGAUACUGCAAUCUUGUUACUGUUUUUUUUAUUUUUUUUUAUUGCGAGUGUCACAGGACAUUUAGUUGACGUGUAAAAGAUAUUGUAACGGAAACCAUAAGAGAAAAGUGUUUUACAAUGCCCGUGUACAGUACACGGGCAAGCAUCAUACAGAAUUGAUUGUUUUAUUGUCUAUGUUAAAGUGCUUAUGAGAAGGAUCUUGUGUAUAGUUUGUUGUAUUAAUUUAAUAAAAUAUUUUUUAUCUUUCA
Messenger RNA from Myxocyprinus asiaticus (Chinese sucker), 1855 nucleotides. It is a transcript of the gene stx11a, whose product is annotated as syntaxin 11a. The transcript has 2 exons. Gene Ontology annotation, cellular component: endomembrane system; plasma membrane; SNARE complex. Gene Ontology annotation, biological process: exocytosis; synaptic vesicle fusion to presynaptic active zone membrane; intracellular protein transport. Lineage: Eukaryota; Metazoa; Chordata; Actinopteri; Cypriniformes; Catostomidae. Gene Ontology annotation, molecular function: SNARE binding; SNAP receptor activity. Bases 171 to 1052 code for a protein of 293 amino acids. The record is from RefSeq and is a predicted model, not a curated record.